AUGGCGCCUGGCAAUCUCAAUGUCCUUAUCACCACGUUUGGUGGUCUUGGUCUACCAUCUACUCUGGUAGUCCCAGUUCCUCCAUCUACAACCAUUACAGAACUCCGCGAGGAAAUCAAUGAGCGCCUUCCAGCGACAGACUCCAGACUCAUCCUCACCACCAUCUCCAACAGACAACUACCCGAGGUUUCGCAAGCGCCCAUCUCGACAUAUCUAUCCAGCAGCCAGGAUGAGUUUCUGUCCUUGCGACUCGCCGUUCCUCUGUGCGGUGGUAAAGGUGGUUUCGGCUCCCAGCUUCGUGCCGCCGGUGGGCGCAUGUCAUCUCGCAAGAAGAAGAACCAAGAAGACCACGGCUCAAGCCGCAACCUUGAUGGCCGCAGACUACGAACUGUGAAUGAAGCAAAGGCUCUCGCAGAAUACCUCGCCAUCAAGCCCGACAUGGACCGCAAAGAGAAGGAGAAGCGCAAAGAGCGCUGGGAACAAAUCGUCCAGAUGUCGGAAGAGAAGCAACAUCAAAUCAGAAAUGGCGGCCAAGGCAGACUUGAUGGGAAAUGGGUCGAAGAUAAGGAAGAGAGCAGCGAAAAGACACGCGACGCAGUCGCCGCCGCAAUGAAAGGCGGCGUCUACAGAGAUAAUCUUAUCAGCACAUCGCAUGGCUCUGCUUCCAGCGAGCAACCUGAAACGCAGUCAAACUCUGAAGAGGACGCAAAUUCAAGCUCAAAAGAGUCGUCACCGUCUAAUGAGGUUGAUGAGCCAGCUAAGACGGAGCGACGGACUUUCUUUGGCUUCGACGAAGAUGAUGAGUUUAUGAGCUCAUCUGAUGAGGAGGCUGAAAGCAAGAAAUAA
Messenger RNA from Pochonia chlamydosporia 170, 846 nucleotides. RefSeq names its product ubiquitin family protein. Lineage: Eukaryota; Fungi; Ascomycota; Sordariomycetes; Hypocreales; Clavicipitaceae. The coding region runs from base 1 to 846 and encodes 281 amino acids. The record is from RefSeq and is a predicted model, not a curated record. The transcript has a single exon. Gene Ontology annotation, cellular component: nucleus.